CUCGUCGUAGCCAUAAAUCGUUUCUAGAUAUCCAGUUUUCAGUUUGAGUUUGUCUUUCGGGCCGUUAACAGCUCUUUCGUCUGAGCUCGGAGCGCAAAGUGAUUUUGGAUUUUUAGAGAGUGAAUGUUUCCUCUAUUGGGUGGAUGGUGAAGGAAGAGGUAAACAUUUUAACAAGAAUACUGUUUGAAUGAAGAAAGUGGAAGCUGCUAUAAGCUGAGGCAUUGUGUGGCAAGGGAAAAUUCUCUCCGCAAAACAUACCAGUGUGUUGAAAGCAAAACGGUGAUAUCUACAAUCAAAGGAUAAUAAUAAAAAGUUGUGGGUUACAAAUUGUGUGAACAAGAUAUUGAACAAACUGUUUGAAGAGGGAAUUGGGAGCGAAAGGAUACAUCAACAAAUGGUAAUACUUGAAGGAGCAGCUAUGUUACAAAUCGGAAAUAACCAGUAUCUGCAGCCGGAUUACAUGUCGCCGCUGCUAACUUCGUUGGACGCCAAGAAAAGCCCGCUGGCACUCUUGGCACAAACAUGUAGCCAGAUAGGAGCAGAUUCUGGAAAUAUAACCGUCAAGUCUUUGGUUUCCCCAUCGGAAAAGAACAAAAAAUCUUCAUCGUCAUCAUCGUCGUCGGUUUCAUCUGCUGGUUCCGUCGAGAAUGGACCUCACUCCAACAACUCAAGAUCUCCGUCGGUGAAGACAGAAAAAUCAGACGCAUCGCCAGAAAUCAAACUUGCUUUCAAGCCAUAUGAAAUGAAUGUGCUAACUACAAAGGUGAAGAAUGAUGAUCGUCCGUCGUCAAAGAUGAGCAGUGGAAGUGAUAUAAUGAAUAAUAAUAGUGUUAAUCAUGUUAAUAAUAAUGAUGUUAAGAAAGAUUAUCGCUCAUCAUCGCGGGGUAGUGCAGAAUCUCCUCGUGCAGGAAGUGUUAAUGGAAACAAGAACGGUGAAAUAAGUGAAAAUGGUAAAAGUACACCCGAGGGUAGCAGUAGGAAAACCAAUUCCCCAAAUGAUCGUGACAAAACCUCUGCUAGCCCUAUUAUUCGUCCGGGUGCCGAAGUUAUGCAAGCUGGAAAAGAUAUGUCAGGAUACAAACCAAGUGCUUACGGAAUAAACCCACUAACCGGAUUACCGUCGCCGUCGGGUAUUGAUCAUACAAAUCCAGCGUUCAGACCUCCGUUUGCUGGAGCCUUCAGUCAUCACCAUGCUGCAAUGUUGGCGGCGGCAUACCCUGGUGCAGCUGCUGCUGGUGCCAAUCCAUACCUAAGUUACACCAGGGUCAAAACUCCAUCUGGCGGUGAAACACUGGUGCCAAUUUGCAAAGAUCCCUAUUGUACUGGGUGCCAAUUCUCCGCACACAAUCAUCAAAUGAUGAUGGGUGGUCAGUGCCCUGCAGGUUGCACGCAAUGCGAUCAUCAAAAAUACAGUCUCGCCAUGGCCAUGGGAACUCUUCCGCCGGGAUAUCCCUACCCACCAGCGGCCACGCAACCAGGCCGUCCCUACAUGUGCAACUGGGUUAUUGGUGAUUCAUACUGCGGCAAGCGUUUCAACACGACCGACGAGCUUCUGUCACAUCUUAGAACCCACACCGCUAAUUUGUCAGACCCAGCGGCACUGGCCUUGCAGCAACAACUGAUGCCGUUGAGUGGAAUCUUUCCACCUUCAUCGCUACAUCGUGGAUAUCCAAAUCCACCUCUGAGCCCGCUUUCCGCUGCCAGAUAUCAUCCCUACGCUAAACCUGGAGCAUUACCCGCUGGCCUUCCCGGAUCCCCUUAUGGAGCUGCAUUCAACCCUGCUGCUUUCGGGCAAUAUUAUUCUCCAUACGCAGCUGCCUUGUACAGCCAACGAAUGGGAGCCGCAGUUCACCAGUAAAAGCGCCCCUUCCAUUCAAAGAAUGCCCAGGUGUUAUUUUCUAUGAAUCUGUGAUAUUAACUUUAUUCUAUAUUGCAAAAAAUGAAGAAGAAAUGCUAGAAUGUUGCAAAAUUGCAAAGCGUAGUGAGACUAGACUGUCAAAAAUCGUGUAUACUGCAUCUUGGUUGUAAAACUGGUUUCAAGAUUGAAUUGAACCUUUCAAGGGUCACUUGUGGAAUUAAACCAAAUAGAUCGAACAAAAAAGGUUCUUUAAACUAGUUUUAUGCCAUAGAUUUGAAGCUACUUUUCUAACAUGAUAGGAAUGGUAUCGCAGUAGAUAAAAUGGUUUUGAUAAUACAGAUAUAUCUAAAGCCGUCGGCAUUUUGUGCUAUUUGUUGAGGGAUAAAUCUAAGCCUCGAACUGGAUUUUUCUUUGAGCUCAAAACCAUCGCAUGAAUAAUUUAUUGUUUUAACUACAAACAUAAUUGCCAAACAUUUUAGUUUAAGUUUGAUUUGUUUGUUUUUGCUUGUUAAAGACUUUCCAUUUGCCACUCAAACACAAGAGCUAAAGACUGUAGUGAUUCUUUCAUUGCGAAUACAGAACAAAGGACAAAAUGUACAGAUAACAUAAAAAUUGUAGGAAUGAAAAA
Aedes aegypti (yellow fever mosquito) is the source of this 2486-nucleotide messenger RNA. It is a transcript of the gene noc, whose product is annotated as zinc finger protein Noc. NCBI's taxonomy places the organism in Eukaryota, Metazoa, Arthropoda, Insecta, Diptera, Culicidae. Gene Ontology annotation, cellular component: nucleus. Bases 395 to 1858 code for a protein of 487 amino acids. Gene Ontology annotation, biological process: negative regulation of DNA-templated transcription. The record is from RefSeq and is a predicted model, not a curated record. The transcript has 2 exons.